Phytophthora megakarya is the source of this 468-nucleotide messenger RNA. The record is from the annotation of a GenBank genome assembly. Lineage: Eukaryota; Oomycota; Peronosporomycetes; Peronosporales; Peronosporaceae.
AUGGCGCAGUUACGAGACCAACUUAUCAUGCUCCCGGAAAUUAAGGAACUGACCCCAGAGUGUAACAUUGACGAAGCUAAUGUCGGAGUCCCAGGGGUCACAACUCCAGAGAUCGAAGCCAAGAUGAGAGGGAUCCUGAAACGUCAUAGCAGCAUCUUCCUGGGAGAUGCCAACGCAGCCCCAGCCCCGGUUAGGGGCGUAGUGUGUGAUAUCGGCAAGACCAGUGGCGUUACGCGGAUUGCCGCACCUUUCUUGGUGAAGGUGUUUGAACCCCUGAAGAAGUUGUUGGAGGCAGAGCUCAUUGAGCAUACAGAGUCCGAGUGGUCAUCACCUAUUGUGAUUAAAAACGGCAUAGACAUCCGAAUGUGUAUUGACUACCGACUUCUGAAUCUGCUCAUAAAGCUAUCUCGCUACCCUCUACCCUUGUUCGAUGACCUGCUGCUAGACUUCAAGUCCGCAAUGUGGUUU